This is a messenger RNA of Brassica rapa (field mustard), 1089 nucleotides long. RefSeq lists its product as uncharacterized. The record is from RefSeq and is a predicted model, not a curated record. Lineage: Eukaryota; Viridiplantae; Streptophyta; Magnoliopsida; Brassicales; Brassicaceae.
CAUAUGCGAAAGAUGAGAACGACGACACUUCAAAAAUUUCAGACAAAACAAAAAUAUUUUCAAAAAGCUAAAUUGAGAAGAAAAUUGUUUCUCUGAUUGAUGAAUAUGGCGGCUAUGCAACUGUCGAGCACAGCUUCUUGCGGUCUCUUUAGAGCUUUCCCUGAGAGCCGAGCUCCUCCCAGAACUCCUGCGGUGGUGAUUGGUCGGAAACACUCUCGUGUCAUUUUUGCUUCAUCGGUCAAUAACCAUUCUAAGGGAAGAAACGAUCCAGUAGAGAAAGCAAGAGACUCAAGGGCUGAUUUGGCAAAUGAUUCAAGGAAAUGGAGAGAAGAAUCUGGCGAAGAUUUAGAGGCUUGCAAAGAGCAAGCUAAGGACAAAGCUUAUGAUAUGAAAGACAAGACUAAGGACAAAGCUUAUGAUGUGAAAGAGAAGACGAGAGGUUAUGCGGAAGAGACUAAGGAUAAAGUGAAUGAAGGAGCGAGUAGAGCAGCUGAUAAAGCUUACGAGACGAAAGAGAAGGCCAAGGACAAAGCUUAUGAUGUGAAAGAGAAGACGAAAGAUAAAGCGGAAGAGACAAAAGAUAGAGCCAAGGAAUAUGCAGAGGAUUCAAAGGAGAAAUCAGAGGAUUUGGCUCAGGGGUUUAAGGAAAAGGCCCAAGAUGUUGGGGAAAAGACUAUGGAGACAGUGAAAGAUGCGUGGGAGACGGCUAAGAGCACAGCUCAGAAGGUCACAGAGGCAGUGGUUGGGUCCGGUGAGGAGGCGGAUAGGGAACGGCAUGAUGUUGACAAGGGCGUGGAAGAUUUGUCGAAAAAAGCUAAGGAAAAUUGGAAAGACGAUGAUGAUGAUCUAAAGGGGUUCUAAGAUCAUCAAUAUAUAUAUAUAUAUAUAGAUAUACACUAGUCAAAAGUGUUCCUCUUUGUGUUUGAAGUUUUCUGUUUCAGAACUUUGACAGUUUCAGAUUUUUACAGUCGCUUUCCUAGGUUUGAGAUUGAUCUGUGAAGAAUAUCAUGUGAUCGUCAAAGACUUAAGUCUAAAUCUUACUUAAUAGAUUAAGGAGUCAUGAAUAAGAGAUAAUAAUCUUCGACUGUU